GAGGCAUUCUCUUCAAGUGCAUGUCUUUGGAGCCUGAGAGAAUUACAGAGCAACUGGAGAAAGUGCUGUCAAUUCUAGAGAAAAAGUUUCCAGAUCUACCCCCACGGGAGAAAAUUAUCUCUGUUCUCCAGGAGGCUCAGUUUAACCCUCAAGGCAUAAGUAUGGAGGAGGUUAUGCUGAAGGAUCUCAAGGAGCUUUCAGAUGGAGAAAUCAAAGUAGCAAUUAGCACUGUAUACAUGACACUGGAGGACUGCAUGUUACACAGGAGUCUCAUUGGUGAUCUGAAAGCAUUCAUAGAUAAAUAUGGGUUUGAUGUACUUGUCAUUUUGGCCAACUAUUUGUCAGAUGAGGAGCAAACAAAACAACGAAUAGCAGUAUACUCGGAAAACUUAGAGCUAGGCAGUCAAAUCUGCUGUGAAUUAGAAGAAUGUCAGAAUCCUUGUUUGGAGCUGGAUCCUCUAGAAUGUGAAUGUGACCAAAUUCUCAUUUAUCAUCAAGAAAAUUCUUUGGUGACCUGUGAUCAAAUCUUUCUUCUAGUUAGGGAAGUUAUAAAUAGAAGACAACCAGAAAUGGUAUCAAACAGUAGAACUUCUUCUACUGAAGCUGUUGCUGGGAGUGCUCCACUUUCACAAGGAUCUUCUGGUAUUAUGGAGUUGUAUGGUUCUGAUGUAGAACCACAACCCAGUUCUACCAAUUUUAUAGAAAAUCCUCAAGAGCUCAAUGGAUCUAUACCAGCCCACAUGGAUGUUAAUGUAGACCUUGUGAGUCCAGACAGUGGAUUGGCCACUAUUAGAAGCAGCCGAUCUUCCAAGGAGAGCUCUGUUUUUCUUAGUGAUGAUAGCCCUAUCGCAGAAGGUGCUGCUUCCCAUCACAGUCUUCUGCCUGGUUUUGAUUCCUAUAGCCCUAUUCCUGAAGGUACAAUAGCAGAGCAAAAACCUCAGUCUAGAAACAAUAGCAAUAACUUUGAUCUUUUCAAUUUUGAUCUAGCACCCAUGGUUACAGCUCCAUCUGAGUCGUCUUCUCAUUCCAUUGACUGUUCCCCAGCAGAUGACUUUUUCCUUAAUAGUGAUUCAUCAGAAGGACAACCACCCACUGUGCAAAAAGAACUCAAUGAGGCAAACCUACUAGAAAAUGACAUAGCAAAUUAUUCAACUGACUUACUAAUGGCAACAAACGAGGAAGACAAUUUAGCUGAAUUUGAUGAGAAUCCAGGAGAUAUAUGUGAGAAAACUUCAAGCUUGAUUGAUUUAGUUGAAGGUGAUUCUUCUUCACCUGAAAUGUUGAAAUCUGCUGAUUCAAGAAUUCCGCCAACUCCUAUGAACAAUCUUGUAGAAACUUCACCAUUAGAUAAUGGGCAGCCUUUAUUUUUCCCACAAGAUGUAGUAAAAAAAAUUAAUGAAAUGGAUAGCUCAAACUAUUCUCAGUCUCAUGUUAGGUAUGGGAGCUGGUGGGAUGGCUUUGACAUCAUAGAGUCCAGAAAUGCUGAUACAUGGAGUUCAAGCGAGCAGGAAUCUCUAUUUCAGAGCCCUGUCUUAUGGAAAGAUUGUAAAGCAAGUCCAUUGUUACGGGAACAUAUUGGAAGAGCCUCAGAUUCUGUAUUCCUGCAAAAACAGCCAAAGCAAAUGGAAUACACAAGAGCAGGUCUGUGGGAUAAUCAAUUUAAACAAGAUGAUAGUCAGAACCUAGAGAAUGAAGAGAAAAACACUGAACGUUCACAUUUGCAAACUGCUUCUUUCGAGGAGACAGAGCAAGAACUGGAGAACUUUACUGACCCAUGGAAGGCAAGUCAGCCAAUACCUGUGGUAUCAGAUGUGUGGUGUACUGGUGAAGGAAAAGGUGGUCAACUAGCUGGAGACUCUUAUGAAGUCUGGACUAAGUUUGAUGCAGAGGAUAUUGCUAAAUCCUCAGAAAACAUAUGGAACAUGCCCAAACUGGACAGAGAAAAAAAAUCAGUGAAUAAUCCUGAGGAAUGGGAAAUAUCAAAAACUAGCUUAUCAGAGCCUUCAGAAAUCACAGCAGACAAUGAGACUGAAAACCCACCUAUUCAGGUGUCUCCAGAAGCCUGGUAUAAAGAGAGAUACUAUUCAAUAGGAGAACAUGGAACAUCUGAAAAUACAAAUUCUAGUAUCAACAAUAUGCAAAACAAUUUCAAGUUACAAACAGAGGAAAAAAAUGUAUUAGUUGACCCUAAACAUAGACUAAAACAAUUUGAAAAUAUAGAGCCCUGGAAUUUAUAUGAUAAAAACAUCAGGAAAGAAGUAACAGAAGUAGUGGUGCCAUGGGAAGAUACCUUCUUGGCAUAUAAAUGCUCAGACCUUAGCUCAUCAAACAUUGGUGAAGAUUUAGUUGUUUCUCCACUAGACACCAAUUAUUCAACAUCUGAUUCAUAUAUAUCACCUACGUAUGUGGGAGAUGAAAGAGAAAAUGAGGACAAAGAUUUUGACAAAGUAGUUACUGAUAAAUUCAUAAACCCAAAUUUAGAUGAACCAAAAGUACUUGAGAAAGCAGAUAAGGAACCGUUAUCCCCUAGAAACAUGCCUUUUUCAAGCUCCAGAAACACAGCCUUAAAUAAUGAAACCCAAUUAAAAGAAAGAAAUUCUGAGAUUACUGCUCUUUCUGCCACUGGUACACCUUUACUCAAUUCAGAACAAACAGCUAAUCAAUAUUUUUCAACUGAGAAAUAUACUCGUGAAAAUAACUUUUCUAUCUCUCAAAACAGAAGAAUAACACCAGUAUACAAUCGAACAGUGAAUGACUUGUCACUGCCACAGAAUGAAUUAAAUACUAGAUGUACAUCUGAAAACGUAGAAACAGUGAGCAAUUUUCCGGUAGAAGAGACAGGCACAUCUACAACAACUUCAGAUGCUGGUAACGAUUUGAACCUGAAAGCAUUUGACUUAGGAAGUGAGAUACUGGGUAAGGAAGAAGCACAAAACACUGUUGAUGAUGAAAAGCUGGAUAGUUGGCAGUCAGUGCAGGAGCCAAACUUAUGGAGUUUACAGACAGAGCAGGAUUGUGAGGAAGGCUGGGAGAACUACUAUACCGUUUUCAUCUCUCAGGAAGGAAAAGAGGAAUGUAAGAGAAUAGAUGAAACAAAUGGACAGCAAAAUAUUAGUGACAUUUGUAACAUACCAGUGCAAGGUGAUAGUGAAUCUUCAUGUAAUGCAGAGUCAGAAGAAAACAGGUCAAUGUGUGAAGUUCCCAGCUCACUAGAAAAAAUGAGGAAUAGUGUUAGUUCGGAAGCUUUAGACACAGAGAAUAUGUCAUUUUCCAAUGACAGUAAUUUAGUCAGUCAGAAAGAGAAGAAAGAAUUAUUACAGAACAACACAGAAUCUUCUUCAAGUGCUUCUGAGGAAGAUAGAAAUUAUGAAUCUUUUGAUGACUCCUUUAACUCCAAAAAGCCACAAAAUUACAGUUAUAGUGAAAUAUCACAGCCACUUUCUGAGAAAGGUAAAAAGGAGAUUACAGUGAUAGUUGAUGCAUCUGUGAAUGCGUGGGGAGACCUUCCAGUUGCCAGUCAUCACAAAGAGAAUAGAGAUAUGUGGGAUUUUACAAAUGAUAAAAAACUUGAGGAGGCUAAAAAAAGAAAAGAAUUUGGGAAUGAAUGUCAAGAAGGGCUUGAAACAAGCACUGAACACAAAGUUCCUAAAAAUUUAGAUUUUUGGAAUGCCCACGUAGAUGAUGAUACUGUAUCUUCUUUGUCAAAUCCUGAAAUAAAUGAGGAUUCAGAGAAUUCAGAUACAUGUCCAACAGCAAUUAAUGAAGAUUCCACAUAUGAAAAAAAGAAGCACAGGGCAUCUGAAAUUGAAGAGGAUUAUGCACAAUCCAAUGCAACAAGUCCUGAAACAGAUGAAGACAAUUUACAUGCAAAAACUAAUGUGGGAGAGGAGGUCCAGGUAGGCAUCUUAAAUGAGAAUCUUGAAACAAUUAAAGCUGGGAAUAUAUCAAAGGAUGACUUGACUAUAACUGAGCCUAAUGAGGCUUCUGAACAUUUAGACCACUGGGAAACACUUCAGAAAAAAGCUCAAGAGACUAUUUUCAGUGAAAAAACGGGUACUGCAGAAGACUCAUAUUUGCAUCAAGUGAAUGAAGAUGAUACUCUGACUUAUGCAGUUGAUGAUAAAGAAGAAUAUUCUUCAAAAGCUUUAGAUAUGUGGAAUAUGUCAUUGGAAGCUGAUUUAAGAUUUGAACCAAAGUCCACAGUAGAAAUAUUUGGUUUUCCAGAUGACAGUUCAGAAUGGUGGAAUUCACAAACUUGUGAAGAAAAACUAGUUGAAGAUCAAUAUUCUACUUCAAGCCUUCCUGUAGCAAACCCAUUAAUAAACAGUAAGCAGGACUCCUGGGGACCAUCUAUACCAAAUGAAGAGCUAGAAGAUGCACAUUUCACUGAUCCAAGUAAUGAUGGAAUUCAGGCUCCCCACCUGUACUGCAGUGAAAAAGAAAAUGAAAGGCUAGCACAGUCUAUGAAUAUUCAUGAUAGUCAAAUAAAUCAAGAUACUGUACAAUUCAAACAAUUUGAUCCUUUCAUACUGGACAAAGAAGGAAGGGACUUGAAAGAGCAGCCUUUUCCCACAGAUGAGGGAGAUCAACUGAUUCCACAGAAUCCUUUUUCAGAAGAUUGUGAACCAAGUAUGUCAAGUACAUCGGUUCAAGAAAACACAAUACUUGCUCAACCAAAUGACAAUGAGGGAGAUGCAAGUCUCAUUCCUCAAGAACAACAACUGGAUACCUGUGAAACAUUAGAAGUGCCAGAUGCUUUCACUGUAGAAGACUUAUCUUUUGAAAUGACAGAGAAGUCAAGUCCAGGGUGGAAUAUAUUAGUUCCCCAAACUGCACUUAUCCCAGCUAUUUUACAGGAUAACACCCAAGAAAGUAAUCAGCUGUUUUCAGUGGAACCUGACCUGUGGACUAAUGCUGAGCAACUUUUCACUUUGAAAGGAGACAAUGAAAAUCCUGAUAUAUUAAGUCACUGUGACCAAGACAAUAGUUCAGAGGCAUCAAGCAGUCCAGAUGUGUCCCAGGAGUAUGAUGCUAGGCAUGCCUCUCUCCUAUCUUCUCAGACUGAGGUGGAGCCUGAAGACAGUCAACUGAUUUGCACACUGUCAAAUAUGAGUAAAGAGGUAGAUUUUGAUUCAAAGUAUCAGUUAGUGAUGCAGAAGUUGGAGGCACAGUCUGAAAGUGAUAGUCCCCAAGACUAUGAUCAAGGAAAGACAGAUGAAUCCUAUCAGCUAAUCUCUCCUAAUACUCAGGAGCCUUCUGCACUUGUAAUUUUGGAAGAAUAUGGCCUAGAAAGGAAACUUGUUACUGAGCAAAUCAAGACAGUUAAGAUCCCCACUGAAGUUUUAGGAGUAACAUCCUUAGAUCUGAAAGAUAUAUUCCAUGAAAGUAAUAUUCCUGCAAGCCAUCAAGAAACACCACUUGAUUCAGCUCAAACAGUGAACUCCCAAACACAUUUUAUUCCCACUGAUUUCACUCUACGUGAUAUGCCAGAACAAAGCUUAAAAGAAAUGAGUGCCUUGGCUGAAACUGAAAAAUAUUCUGAUAUUGACUGUACAAUAAUAACUAGUGAUGAAUUAGAAAUAUCAGAUGAAUGCAUGGAUGGAUCUGAGACUGGGGUAGAACAUAACAUCAGUAACACAUCUGUCACUAAUAUCCCAUCAAGCACAUGCAAUGGAAUGAGCACAUUGACAAUAGUGGGCAGUGAAGCAGCAGAAAGGGACUCAAGUGCUAAACAGAUAUUCUUCCCCAGAUCUUUUCUGUCUGGUGAUAAUGAAGACCAUGAAUCUGAUUCAAGUAAUCAGCUGGUUGAUGACAUAGUAAAAGAACCCGAACAUAUAAUUGAAAAUGAUGCUCCUGUGUUUAAGGGAAUGCCUAGUGAUCAAUCGCCAGUGAUGUGCGCUUCACCUUCUCAUGUAUCUCUUGGUGCUGAACCCUCUGGCAGCAGAGAAUGUGCCAAGAAUGAGCUCUUGUUACAGCAACCAUUUUGUGACACUGUUUCUUUGGAAAAGCGUUUACCACUGCUUACUCCUCAGGGAGAUGCAGAAGGUACCCUAAUGAUUAAAGAUGACAGCGUCAAAGAUCAGGUGCCUGACACAUCCACAGAGUGCCCUCAGGAAGAGCCGGUGUUGGUGUCUUUGCUCUUGGAGUCUGAAGUAGCUCCAGGAGCCUCUGAGAUUUUGAAAGGCAUCAAGCACGAAGCAGAAACAACUGAUCUCGACUCACCGCCAGGUGGAGAUAAAAGAUCACCUGAUGAAGCUGCCACUGACCCACUUUGUAGGGAGAAUAAGCCGAGAAAUUCCUCUGAGAGCCCUGAACUUAAAAGUACAGAGGGUAAGGAAGAUAUGAGGAUGCAGGUGCACAGAGAUCAAACUUCACUGCAGAUGGAUUACAUCCUUGUUACUAGGGAAGAAAAUACACCUUCAAGGAAGGAUACCCUUGAAAAAAAAGGAAGUGAUUUUACAUUUCAAGAAGUUAAUGUAGCUGAACAAACAGAAUCUCAUGAAGGCUUUUCACCAGGCUCCUCAGAUACAUUUCAGCCAAUUUCUAUAAUAAAUGAAAGGGAAGGCCACUGUGUUUGGGGGACUGAAUGGGACUCUGUUAACUUAGCAGAGAAAAGUUCUUCUUUUGUGCCUCAAAAAUUGGAUGAUGAAAGGAGAUUGCCAGAAAACUGUGGGCAAGAUGAGGGCUGGAUUAUUUUGGGCCGAAAUGAAGUCAGUUACAUAUCACCUGAAGAAAUUUCUGCCAGGUUAGAGACGCCAAAAUCAGGGUCUGGACAUUCUGGUGAAGAACUGGAAGCUGUUAUAGCGCAGGAAUCAAUUCUUGACACUCAAGCAGAAUUUCAGCUAGAUGGUGGUGAUGGUGUAUGGGAAGCAAAUUCUCAACAGAGACUUGGAAAUAACGUAGUAACAGAACAAGAAAUGGAGGAAGAAACAGUGCUUCUCAACAGUGGAAGAAAACUGAGUCAAAGAUCAGGAUUGGUACCGGAGAAUGUGGGAAUGGACAGCCCUUUUGCUGAGGGUGUAUUAAGCCCCAGUUCUACAGAAAUAAGACCUGAACCUCCCAAUUCUCUUGAUCUUAAUGGCUCCCAUCCCAGAAGAAUAAAGCUCACAGCUCCAAAUAUCAGUCUCUCUUUGGACCAGAGUGAAGAGUCUGUACUUUCUGAUGAUAAUUUGGAUACACCGGAUGAAAUCGACAUCAACGUCGAUGACCUUGACACUCCUGAUGAAGCAGAUUCUUUUGAAUACACUGGACAAGAAGACCAGACAGCCAUUAAGGAUGCUUCCCAGGAGGAGUCCAAAUUGAUUCCAGAAUACACCGCUGAGGAGGAGCGAGAGGACAAUAGGUUAUGGAGAACAGUGGUUAUUGGAGAACAAGAGCAAAGGAUUGAUAUGAAAGUCAUUGAACCUUACAAAAAGGUCAUUUCGCAUGGAGGAUACUAUGGUGAUGGUCUGAAUGCUAUCAUUGUGUUUGCUGCAUGCUUCUUGCCAGACAGCAGUCGAACUGAUUACAACUAUGUCAUGGAAAAUCUUUUCCUAUAUGUAAUAAGUACCUUAGAACUGAUGGUAGCUGAAGACUAUAUGAUUGUCUACUUGAAUGGAGCAACACCAAGAAAGAGGAUGCCUGGACUGGGUUGGAUGAAAAAAUGUUACCAAAUGAUUGAUCGACGAUUAAGGAAGAACUUGAAAUCAUUUAUAAUUGUCCAUCCGUCAUGGUUUAUCAGGACAAUUCUGGCUGUAACACGACCUUUUAUAAGCUCUAAGUUCAGCAGUAAGAUACAGUAUGUCAGCACAUUGGCAGAGCUCUGUGAGAUGAUUCCAAUGGAAUAUGUGCACAUACCAGAGAGUAUUGUCAAACUGGAUGAAGAGCUGGGGAAGCUUCAGAAACAGCUAAGAGUUUUCAGCUAG
Messenger RNA from Struthio camelus australis, 7904 nucleotides. The record is from RefSeq and is a predicted model, not a curated record. Lineage: Eukaryota; Metazoa; Chordata; Aves; Struthioniformes; Struthionidae.